Messenger RNA from Anopheles funestus (African malaria mosquito), 2319 nucleotides. Its product is annotated as zinc finger protein 628-like. The transcript has 3 exons. NCBI's taxonomy places the organism in Eukaryota, Metazoa, Arthropoda, Insecta, Diptera, Culicidae. The record is from RefSeq and is a predicted model, not a curated record. The coding region runs from base 265 to 2100 and encodes 611 amino acids. Gene Ontology annotation, cellular component: nucleus. Gene Ontology annotation, molecular function: zinc ion binding.
CCUUGCACAUUGCUACUGUCAACAAACGCAGCAUCUCGUAAACAAACGUAAACAAUGUCCUGCUCAGUGCAACACAAAGAACUAUGUUAAUUCGAUUGUUUCCAUUUAUUCUAAUGUUUUUAUUUAUUUACUUAUUUAUCCAGAUAUUAAUUGCUUUCUAUAAUUUAGUUCUUGUGUAAUGAAUGUCAUAUUAAUCGUGUAAAUGUGAUAGUAAUUAGCCACAGACCAGUGUAUUCCCUUCCAAUCGGUUUUUUUUCUGUAAGGAUGCAAAAGGAAGAUUUCUCGUUUGAUGUGCAAAAAAUAUGUCGAUUGUGUCUGCAAGAGCUUCAGGACGGUUCGUUUCUGGAUCUUUUCACCAUAAAUCUCCCCGUAAGCCCGCUGGUAAUGAUUAAUCGGUGUGCAACGAUAGAGAUAUACGAAAAAGAUGGCUUACCUUCGGCAAUGUGUAACAAUUGCUACUACCAGCUGGAAACGGCAUUCGAGUUUCGCAAUCGGAGUGAAUCAUCCGAUCGGAAACUGCGCGAAUACCACAACAUCCCGACUGGCGAUGGCAAAAGCGAGUUGUUAUUAUCAAUGAACGAACGGACAGAGGACGCUAGCAAAGAAGAUGAUAUUUACGCUGCUAUGUCGGAAAUAUUUGGACCGGAAGACACAGCCGAAGCUUCCAUAAUUACUCCCCAAACGUUGGGCAAUUUGCUGGACGAAACUACCAAAGAACAGUCGAAAGUUUGCUCGCCAUCCACCAAACCACUGAAAGUGAAGGUUAAACGACAAAUCAAGCGAAAAGCUCAACUAGACGAGUUGCUCGAAAAGCACAAGGAAAAACUAUGGCUGACUUCGAAGGGCAAAAUUAUACACCAGCGACGAACCCAAUGGAAACGAUUAUUAGGCGGCAAAAAGCACGACACCAUCCGGAAGCCUUCAGAGCCUGGAAAGCGCUUAAAGAAUGAUGGCGAACAUUCCUUUGAAUGUACCAUCUGUCAGCAACGGUUUAGCCGUUCCAGCUAUCUACGAUUGCACCAACGGAUACAUAGCAACGAGCGUAAUUUUCAGUGCGAAAUAUGUAGCAAAUUGUUCCGCACGUCCAGCAAUCUUCAUGCGCACCUUAAAACACACACCGAGGAAAGGAAUUAUGUUUGCGGCGUGUGUAAGCGAGCGUUUCGUACGUCGAGAGAUUUAACAAGCCACAGUGAAACACACAGCGCAGAAAAAGGGUACGUGUGUCACAUUUGCAACAAAGCGUUUGUGAAGCAAUCGUAUCUAAACACACACAAAAACACGGUCCACGUAGGGCUGAAGCGGUACCGUUGCCAGGAGUGUGGAAAACAGUUUUCCAACAGCUCUAACCUGAUAGCGCACCGGCGCAUACAUACUGGCGAGAAGCCGUACGAGUGCGGUGAGUGUGAUUCGAAGUUUAACCAAUCGUCCGCACUGACGCGUCACAUGCGACAGCAACAUCGACCAAAGGCACCAAGCCCGGAACCCGUCCCACCGACGAUUGUGCGCGAAAGCGAACCGGAAGAACUCUCGAUCGAGGUGGAUGAAAAUCGUUCGCUUGAAAGUGCCGCCAGUUCGGAGCUUUCGGUAGCGACAUCGCUGAUGGACAGUCAGUCUUAUUCGUACGGUGGUAUGCCGUAUGCGCAAACCUUUGUUCCACAACCUACAUCAUCACCACCGCCGCCGCCGCCACCACCAUCCGCGGCACAGUCCACGCAACAUUUUAGUCAUGUAACACCACAUCAACAUCACCCGCUGCAUCAUACGCAUCUGGCAGCGUCGCAGCAACUGCAUCCCUACCAUCAUCGGCAUCAUCAGCAGCAGCAUCACCCUCACCAUCAUCCUCACCAUCAUCAUCAUCAUCACCAUCCACAUCAACAUUCGCAGCCGAUCAUGCACCAGUCGAUGGGGGUUAAUCAACCGGGGCCGAAUCUCUACUCGGCCGAAUAUCUUCCACCGUACCAUUCGACGGCCCUACCAAGCACGCAGCAAACACACUACGAGCUUGGCGGUGGAUACGACAUGUGUUACAGCAUGUCAGCCUCGACCGUACUGAAUCCCAGCCUGAUGAACCCGCAGCCGACGUACAUAUUCGAUCAGUGAGGAAAUAUUUCUAGACUAUAAAGAUGUUAGAUGAAACAAGGGUAUGUUGUAUUUGUAUUCGGUGUCGUAACCUGACCUGCAGGGCUAGUUACGUGGUAAACAUUAGUAUUAUAAUCCUCGUUACGGCAAAAAGUGAGACCUUUGUCCUCGAUUGUCAUGUAAACCAGAUUGUAAUUGUAAUCACUCGCUGUGUUAUAAACGGUAAAGCUUACAAAAUCA